GCAUCGGUCGGUUAUCCCCAUACAAAGCUGGCUCUGAUAACAAUAUGUUUUGACAGUACAUAAUAUUUUUGUCGAACAUGCCAACGAUGUUUCCAACUCUAAUAAUUCGGUGCGAAUGUGUUGAAACGUGAAUUGUUGUAUUGUGUUAUCCUUAACUACUUAAUCAACAUGAUAGAAAUAGUAGCUAAAUUGACUAAAGGUUCAAUAUAUUUUUCGGGUGAGGUUAUAGAGUGCUAUGUGACGUUCACAAAUCCAUUGAAUCCGAAUCAUCAAAAGUCUCAGAGUCACAGUGACGUCUUCGAGGGUCUGGCAUGGGCAAGUGCUCAAGUUCAUUGUCAAUGUUCCAUAAAUGCAAAAGCAGUUCUCACAGACAAAAUCAAUUUCACGAACCGAUUGGGAGCUAUAAAUGCGGACACAACGUUUGCACCUGGACAGCAGGACAACGGUCAUGCAGUGGUGAAUACAAAGCCAAAAAUUUUAUUCUGUGAUUUGAGAUUAUCUCCGGGGGAAAGUAAAACAUAUAUUUAUCGAGAGACAAUUCCAAGUGAAGCACCCCCUUCUUACAAAGGUCAUGCAGUGAAAUACUCUUAUAAGAUAACAGUAGGAACCCAGAGAGUAACAUCACCAAUAAAGCUCCUUCGUAUUCCCUUCAGAGUUCUCUCAUUAAGUGAAUUACCAGAAGUGGCUAUUUGCAAUGACAGUGUUGAUCUCAGUCCAAAUAAUCCCUUCAUGGAGACUCAGGAACGCGAAACACCACUGGACAUUGCUCUUCAAACACUUCAGAAUUUAACAGCAAGACGCAGUCCAAAUUUCUACAACAUAACAAACGGCCGAGGGCGAGUGGUUCGGUUCUGCCUUUUCAAAAACUCGUACAAACUUGGUGAAGACAUCGUAGGGACUUUUGAUUUCUCGAACGCGACAGUUUCUUGUGCUCAACUAUCAGUUUCAUUACAAUCAGAGGAGCACGUUGCCGAGGACUACAAACGAGGAAAAACUACUCCAACGUUGGUGAACUACAACAAGCACCACGAAGUGUGUCUGGGCUUGAAAUAUUCUCAACUGGUUCUUCCUAUACCCUUUCACGUCACUCCAGACUUCACCACUGAUUUCGUGAUGUUGAAAUGGCGGCUGCACUUUGAAUUUGUUACGACUCUGAAACUCCUGGAAACACCGCAGGAGAAUAUUACGCACUGGCAGGGACCAGCUAGUUUAGAUGUGGAGACUAUGAUCUGGGAUUUACCUUUACAUAUUUAUCCGUCCAUUGCACCUGUCAAUUCUAAUCAACAGAUUAAGUACAGCAUUACGAUUUAGGGGAGAAAGCGGUGGAAUUAUGAAAUUUUCAAUAAAUUUUGAACUGAA
This is a messenger RNA of Diachasmimorpha longicaudata, 1359 nucleotides long. Its product is annotated as RAB6A-GEF complex partner protein 2. The record is from RefSeq and is a predicted model, not a curated record. Gene Ontology annotation, cellular component: Golgi membrane; Ric1-Rgp1 guanyl-nucleotide exchange factor complex. Lineage: Eukaryota; Metazoa; Arthropoda; Insecta; Hymenoptera; Braconidae. Gene Ontology annotation, biological process: retrograde transport, endosome to Golgi. Bases 169 to 1311 code for a protein of 380 amino acids. The transcript has 6 exons.